GUACAGCUGCUGGACGUUUUUUAACUGCUGGUUUAUAUAUAUUAAGUUUGAUAUUAGUUGCAUCAUAUACUGCUAAUUUAGCAUCUGAUUUGAUAAUAGCUAACUCACAAGGUAUUAUUUCUGGAAUUGAUGAUAUUAAAAAUGGAAAAAUUCCGCCUAAUCGUAUUGGUAUUCGUGUAGGUACAGCUAGUGAAGAGUAUUAUUUAUCAGAAAUAUCUAAAGGAAAUAAAAAUUACCAUCCGUUACUCACUCAACAACAAAUGUAUAAUGAUCUACUCGCAGGUACUAUUGAUGUAUCGUUUUUGGAUGACGGAAUUGCUCAAUAUAUGACCAAUAAUAUUUAUUGUAAUUUAACUUUAGUUGGAGAUGGUUUUGAUGUUGGCAUUUUUGGUAUUGUUACUCCUAGACAAUGGUUAUUUGCACAAGAUUUAGAUGUUAAUAUAUUAUCAUUAAGAGAAACAGGUGACCUUGAGAAUUUAAGACAAAAAUGGUUUGAACAAAAAUUUUGUUCUGAUUCAACUGUAACAUCGACUGCAAUUGAAAUUGAGGCAGUAAGUGGAUUAUUCGUUACAUUUGCAGUAAUUAGUGUUUUAUCAUUAUUAUUAUUUUUAUGCAUGAAAAGAUUUAUUAUUAAAGAUUAUUUAUCGAAAUGCAUAUGUCCAAAUAAAUCUUCAACUGAACAAAAAUACUCUAUUAAUAGACGAGGAAGCAAAACUUCUCAACAUUCGCAAAAUAAUCAAACAGUGUUACCCAAUUUUUCAAAUCUUUAA
Messenger RNA from Rotaria sordida, 770 nucleotides. Lineage: Eukaryota; Metazoa; Rotifera; Eurotatoria; Philodinida; Philodinidae. The record is from the annotation of a GenBank genome assembly.